AUGCGUUGCACAAAUACAUCUCUCCAAACGCAUACACGAGACCCGUAUUUUGAGUCUGAAUACUUUUCUCGGUUUGGAUCCGGUUUGUUUAACAUCGCCUCUCAUGGCUCCGAGACGCUCUGUUACCAGCCUUACGUCCCUUCUGAGUCACGUCAGAGAAUCGAAAACACCUCAAAGGAGUGGCGUCAGAUUCUGGGCUCUUGCUCUGGCCUUCUUCUACUCUUCGUUGGCCGUGACCUAUGCGUCGCAAAUCCGCUUACGAAGAAGUUUCGAUUCUUGGACCUAUCUAGGUUAAUGGGUAACGUUAGUGUUGAAAGAUUUUGUUGGGAAAACAGAAAGCACAUCGGGUUCGCGGUUGAUCAAAUUGAUCAAGCCACCCAGAGUUUCAAAAUCGUCCAGUUAACCGAGGAGAAAAUUGCCAACAACACGAGCUAUGAGUUCGAGAUUUACGCCGGAGGAGAUUCAUGGAGAGAAUCGAAAACAAAGAUUACUUGCCAAUCAAGCCAUCUCCAUAACCGAAUGAAAAAACCUGUUUACUUGGACGGAUCUCUUCACUGGCUACGAGAGGACGGGGGCAUAUUAGCUUUCAACCCCAAAACAGAGGAAGCACGACUGAUUCCGACCAAACUCCCCCAGGAAGUGAGUUUGAAAAUGCUAUUCUCAGCUGGAGAUAGUAGGUUAACUUUCGUAUCGGCCACGAAGGAGGUAAUUUACAUUUAUGCCCUCCAGGAUGAUCCCAAGUGGGUCCUGGUGACGCGGAUCCGGAACAUAGUGCUGGACGAAGAAAGGUGUGGUUAUUAUUGGAACGUAGAGGCCUACGACGGGAAGUUUUUAGUGCUGAGGGAGAAUAAGGUGUUGCAUGUGUACGACUUGAGUGCUAACAAGUGGGAAGUCGUGGGUUCGAUUCCAAAAUGGUCCGAUGCUAGCCAAGAUAUAUUUCAGUUUACACCGUCGUGGUCUUCUGUUGUAGGGCUUGAUGAGACAUUGGCUUGUGGUGAUAAACGCGAUCCUAUUAGGAAAACUGAAGUUAAACGCGAUCUGAGCUUGGUUAUGGGACUAGUUGAUGUGGAACCUCCAUUUAGAAAAUGGGUAAAACUAAUUAGAGAAAUAUGA
Microthlaspi erraticum is the source of this 1113-nucleotide messenger RNA. NCBI's taxonomy places the organism in Eukaryota, Viridiplantae, Streptophyta, Magnoliopsida, Brassicales, Brassicaceae. The record is from the annotation of a GenBank genome assembly.